AUGCUUCUCCAAGCCGCUCUCUUUUCCCUUGGCGCAGUCGGCGCCCUUGCGCACGCUGUGGUCAAGACUCCCACCCCGAGGAAGGCUGGGGCAUUAUCUGAGGAACUCUGUGGGGCUGCAGUGUCGACAGUAUUGAACAGAGACCUCGCCGGCCCCAUCGAAAAUGCUGUUGAAGUUGCCGACGCUGAUUACAACUGCAAUGCCUAUGUCUGCCGAGGAUACCAGUACAAAGAUAACGAAGCGAGUCUUCACACGUUUCAAGCUGGGGACAUAGUCGAUUUCCAUAUUGUUCUUGUUGCCGGUCAUAGACCGGGAUACGCGAACGUGUCGGUGAUCGACCCAGUCAACAACGUCGUCCUUGGCAGUCCGUUGAAAACAUGGGAGGAGUGGCCGAUCAACAGCACGAACCCAAUCCAGGAUGAUGUUGACUUCAACAUAACCAUCCCAGAAAGACUGGCCUCUAUCUGUACCGAAGGUGGGAAGUGCGCUAUUCAAUGGUACUGGUACGCAAUCCGUGGCUCUCAAACUUAUGAGAGCUGCGUUGACUUUGUCAUCGUCGCUUGA
Molecule: messenger RNA, 564 nt
Organism: Chaetomium globosum CBS 148.51
Lineage: Eukaryota; Fungi; Ascomycota; Sordariomycetes; Sordariales; Chaetomiaceae
Exons: 5
Coding region: 1-564 (187 amino acids)
Source: RefSeq, a predicted model, not a curated record